CCUAAUUGCACAAGCAAGAAGUGUAAAUCUCGUCAUGUCUUGAAAGCCUCUGCAGGUCCCUUUUCUUACCAGAAGUUCAUUCAUUUCGCCCUCGACGAAACCAAACGGCGAACCCUUUUGGUCCCUUCUCCUCUCCAGUAAUUGUACUCAACGUUGGUCAUUGCACAAAUAUGGACCUUGAUGGUCAUACAGUUGAAGAUAGUUUCUCAUUCCCUCCCCAAUUUACUGACGUGGAUUACACAGCAUUAGGACACUAGUAUCAGACACAAUGACCUCUAGAGUCUACAAUUCUCAGUUCUUUCAGCACUCUGUUUCAGAUGGCUGUGCCUUCUGGUUUCUGCAGAAGGAAAAACUUGUGGUUAGUCAGUUUAUUGAUUUCUUGCUACGUAAUCAGCCAAAUUCAAAGAAAUUCUUUUACUGAUUGCUGCACACUGAAUUUCAAUAAACAAACAAAACUCUUUGGAAGCUGAAAACAAUCGAUUAUUUUAGUUGUAUAUUAUGAUUACAUAUAUCACAAGAAGAACUUUUUUGAGACCAGGAGAAAUAUAGUUCCAUGACUGCAAUGGAUGGAACAACAGAACUUCAAAUGCUUUCAUUCCAAGCCCCCAAGAUGAGACUCCUACGUAGUUUGAGCAUUGAAAAUGAAGCAAUCCAGAUUUUGGAUUUUGCUGUUUUUUCCAGACCUGAAUUUGAUGUACCCAUAUUUUGUGCCAACUUUUUCACCACUGCUACCAUGAACAUCAUUGUGUUGGACCUCAACCCCUUGCACAAUGUCAUUGACCAAAGAAACUACAAGGAAAAGUACUUUAAGAGAUUAAUUCCUUUAGGUCUCAGGUAUAGCGAGCUUUUUCCUUGGGGAGGAAAGCUCACAAGCGAGUCCUUGAAGUUUUUCUCGCCGAUCGUGAUAUGGACCAAGUUUCCUCCGAGUCAGGAUAGAUAUGAAUGUUUAUAUUCUGCUUUCAAAGAGUACUACAAGGCAUGGCUUGAAUUGAUUGCCCAAGCACCAGAGGAGAUAGAUGCAUCUUAUAUUAAAUGCAAUCGUGAAGCGCAGCAUAAGUAUCUAACAUGGAGAGCAGAAAAGGAUCCCGGCCAUGGAAUUCUUAAAAGGUUGAUUGGAGAAAGGCAUGCACAGGACUUGGUUAGAGACUUCCUCUUCAAUGGACUUGAUGAACUAGGAAGUAAAGGGUUUUUGGAUUACUUUCCAGAAUAUCGCUGUGAAGAUGGGUCUGUAAAUGAGAAGCGCAGCAUCCUUGGAAAGUCUUUUGAAAAUCGUCCUUGGGAUGCAAGAGGAGAAUUCAUCGGUGAUGAUAUUAAAAUCUAGGUUAGUAUACCGUCUUCCCGAUGAGUUCUCUGGUUUUUCUCAUCCUGUGUCUUUAUGAUUCACCUUUUCUCUAAAUUUAGGGAAUUUUGCUCGUCUGUAAUCUCCCUAAGAAGAAUAGAGACAUCCCCUUGCAUCAUAUACUGAAUUUGUGUAGUGAAUUUACCAAGUUUGAUACUGUAUUUGUGUAUUUACCAAGUUUACAUUUUGUCAGGAAUAUAUCAUUAGGAACACCCCUAUAUCACAUUUUGUACUCCAUUUACUAUAUUUGUGUAUUUAAUUA
Messenger RNA from Populus trichocarpa (black cottonwood), 1601 nucleotides. Its product is annotated as phytochromobilin:ferredoxin oxidoreductase, chloroplastic. The transcript has 8 exons. The record is from RefSeq and is a predicted model, not a curated record. Gene Ontology annotation, molecular function: phytochromobilin:ferredoxin oxidoreductase activity; cobalt ion binding. Gene Ontology annotation, biological process: phytochromobilin biosynthetic process. NCBI's taxonomy places the organism in Eukaryota, Viridiplantae, Streptophyta, Magnoliopsida, Malpighiales, Salicaceae. The coding region runs from base 554 to 1321 and encodes 255 amino acids.